AUGUACAAGUACUUGUUCACCUCCCUCCUCAUAGUUCUUCUUCUCACUUUAACCCCCUCAUCCCAUGCGCACCCCUUGUCUCACCGUAGACAUCCAUCCAAUCACUUCCUCUCCAAGAGACUCGCACUCGCCCUAGCUCAACCUCAGCCCAAUGCUCAUCCAAAUCCACAACCUACCAUCAACGCACCGGCUUUAGGUCCGAAAGACGAUUUACCACCUUGGCGAAAAAGCGACGAUAAUGAUCGUAGAUCGAAUGAUUCCAAUCAUAAGGGAGAUAGUAAGGUAAUGUCUGGGAAUGAGCACGAUACUGAAACUUAUUGA
This is a messenger RNA of Kwoniella botswanensis, 321 nucleotides long. RefSeq lists its product as uncharacterized. The record is from RefSeq and is a predicted model, not a curated record. The transcript has a single exon. Bases 1 to 321 code for a protein of 106 amino acids. NCBI's taxonomy places the organism in Eukaryota, Fungi, Basidiomycota, Tremellomycetes, Tremellales, Cryptococcaceae.